Molecule: messenger RNA, 1836 nt
Organism: Diuraphis noxia (Russian wheat aphid)
Lineage: Eukaryota; Metazoa; Arthropoda; Insecta; Hemiptera; Aphididae
Source: RefSeq, a predicted model, not a curated record
CUCCCGGCCGUUCAACAGGUCGCCAUUGGUCAACCGGCGGCCGGGUGGAAAACCCAUGGUCGUGCGGGUGGGGGUCCGGCGGGCCGCCCUUACGUUUGCCGCCACCGCUUCUGCUGCUGUUGCCGCCGCUCGGUCCACCGUCGAGACUUAAAUGUCCACCGGAGUCAGGUGGCUAUCUCAGUUGAUCGUUUUCGGUCGACGGUGGUCAUCCGUAUAAAUAUAUAAUAUAACAUCAUUAUCAUCGUCGUUGUCGUCGUCGUCCCGUAUAUUGCACGCGAGUUCACACUAUUUGUUUAAUAAUAUUAUUAUUUUAUAAUUUGAACCGUAUCGUAAUUUAAAUAAAAUACGUUAACAUACAGCAGACUUAUCAGUUCGUCAGAUAUAACACACAUUAAUUUAUUAUUAUUGUUUUUCGAUCGUUUUUUAUUAUUAUUUGUGUUUUAUCGACGUUCGUAUCGACAUCGCGCUCGCCGGCACAAUAUAACAACGUCUCUCUAGGUACGCGUGUGACAUAAUAUACGUAUAUUAUUGUAUUAACCGUAAUCAGUUCGAUCGGACGUGCCUAAUAUUCUCGAAAGAAUACGUUUUUUGACCAUUAAAAUUUUUUUUUUACACUUCGAUUCGACCUCCGACGGCCUUAUGRAGUCUUACGGAGGUACCGGGUGUGUUGAUUGUUAUCGAGAACACUGCAGGCAACAAACGCCUUCGGUGCCGGCCACGGCGAACGUGCCAGACCGCCGGACGCCAUCGCUACAGAUGGACCGCUGCCAAACUGCCCCUAGGAGAUUUGAUUUCACCCGCCGUUCGUGUCGGCUAUUUUUUGCUGGUUCGUUCGUUAUCGGACUGAUCUUGGUGCCCUGUGCCAUGUCCGCACCCGCCAAAUCGUCAAAGUCUCCGUCGCCGACGCCGCCGCGCCCAGUCAUCGCUACCGGUACGCCGUUUUGGCACAACCCGUGUGGCACGCUGCUGACGUACGACGGUAGCGGUGGCGGCGCCACUGGCGCCAUGAUGAGCAGCGCCGUGGGCCACGACAUUAUGAUGAUGGAAUCGGAAUCGGAAUCGGAGUCUACAAUGCGGCGCGAAGAGGAUAUCAUCCAUGGCAUCGUCGUGGCCGCAGAUCAGGCCCUGACGCACGCCGAACAGUUCACCGGUGCUUUCGUGCAAAUUUGCCAUUUAGGUCAAUGGGAGAUGGAACUCAACUCUGGUUCGUUCGUUAUCGGACUGAUCUUGGUGCCCUGUGCCAUGUCCGCCCCCGCCAAAUCGUCAAAGUCUCCGUCGCCGACGCCGCCGCGCCCAGUCAUCGCUACCGGUACGCCGUUUUGGCACAACCCGUGUGGCACGCUGCUGACGUACGACGGUAGCGGUGGCGGCGCCACUGGCGCCAUGAUGAGCAGCGCCGUGGGCCACGACAUUAUGAUGAUGGAAUCGGAAUCGGAAUCGGAGUCUACAAUGCGGCGCGAAGAGGAUAUCAUCCAUGGCAUCGUCGUGGCCGCAGAUCAGGCCCUGACGCACGCCGAACAGUUCACCGGUGCUUUCGUGGUCGAAACGUUUCACGUCGACGUCAAGAAAAACCACGAUCACUGGAAAGGCAUCACGCUCGAUUGGCUUGAGCUGGCCAAGUACAUGCCCAAAGCGCUGGACGUGCCACUCAGCAAGUCUUAUCUGGCCAGUUUGACUUUCAGAGACGUACUGCACGCCGUGUACGUCGGCUUACAAAACUUGGCAGUGGGUCUGGAACAAGUGGCGUGGGACCAGGACCGGGAGAUGCUCCCGUACGCUAAGUACUUCAACGAGACCACAUUGAAACUUAGAACUGUAAGUAUUUGUUUUGUGUAA